CUUUUCUUAGCAAAACGUUGUGUGUAUAUUUAAAAGACCCCUACACCAACUUUAAUUGACGUGGUUGCUUUAAUUAAUAUGCAUUGUGGAUAGUCGCUAGAUAUAUAACAUUGGAAAAUUUACAGAUCCUUGAGUUUGAUGUGUCAUAGUGCUAGUUUUACAUAUAGACUUGACGCUGCUGCUUGCUUGCUAUAAGCCACGUAUCUCACCGUAAUCUCCUUGACCAAGUGGUCACGAAGGACUGUUUUUGAAGAAGAACUAACUUUACAGUCAACAUGGUUUUGGCGGAUCUUGGAAGAAAAAUCACAACCGCUCUCCGGUCGCUUAGUAAUGCGACGGUCAUUAACGAAGAUGUGUUGAAUUCUAUGCUGAGUGAAAUCUGUAGGGCAUUGCUUGAAGCAGAUGUGAAUAUCAAGCAAGUCAAAAAACUUAGGGAAAAUGUGAGAUCGGUCAUCGAUUUUGAUGAGAUGGCUGCCGGUUUGAACAAAAGAAGAAUGAUCCAGUCAGCUGUCUUCAAAGAACUUGUAAAAUUGGUUGAUCCGGGAGUGAAAGCAUGGACACCAGUGAAAGGCAAACCUAAUGUUAUCAUGUUUGUUGGUUUACAAGGUAGUGGAAAGACAACAACAUGUACAAAGCUUGCUUACCAUUACCAGAAGAAAGGAUGGAAGACGUGUCUCAUAUGUGCAGACACAUUCAGAGCAGGUGCCUUUGAUCAAUUAAAACAGAACGCCACAAAAGCCAGAAUACCCUUUUAUGGCAGUUAUACAGAAAUGGACCCAGUGGUUAUUGCAGCUGAAGGCGUAGACAAGUUUAAGAAAGAAAACUUUGAGAUUAUAAUAGUAGAUACUAGUGGUAGACACAAACAAGAAGAUUCUCUAUUUGAGGAAAUGUUACAAGUAUCAAAUGUUACAAGCCCAGACAAUGUAAUAUACGUCAUGGAUGCCACGAUUGGUCAAGCUUGUGAAUCACAGGCCAGGGCGUUUAAGGAGAAAGUAGAUGUGGCGUCAGUUAUCAUCACCAAAUUAGAUGGUCAUGCCAAGGGAGGUGGUGCCCUUAGUGCUGUUGCUGCAACCAAAAGUCCCAUCAUCUUCAUCGGUACUGGAGAACAUAUUGAUGAUUUUGAACAAUUUAAAACCAAACCUUUUGUCAGCAAACUGCUUGGCAUGGGUGACAUUGAAGGUUUGAUUGACAAGGUCAGUGAACUCAACCUAGAUGACAAUGAAGAACUUAUUAACAAACUCAAACACGGUAAGAAAAGAGUCCAGUGUGAUGACAAUGCAAUCUUUCAUCUCCAGAGCAUGAUUCCUGGAUUUGGGUCGGAUUUUCUGAGUAAAGGAAAUGAACAAGAGUCCAUGGCAAGGUUGAAAAGAUUGAUGACAAUAAUGGACAGUAUGAAUGAUGAAGAACUUGAUAGCAGAGAGGGUGCUAAAUUAUUCACCCGUAGCCAAGGAAGGAUACAGAGGGUUGCCAGGGGAGCAGGUGUCUCUGUCAGAGAGGUACAAGAACUAUUGUCACAAUAUCAGAAAUUUGCUGCUAUGGUGAAAAAGAUGGGUGGCAUCAAAGGAUUAUUCAAAGGUGGUGACAUGAUGAAAAAUGUAAACCCAUCACAAAUGAUGAAACUAAAUCAACAGAUGGCAAAGAUGAUGGACCCAAGGAUAUUACAUCAAAUGGGUGGUAUUGGUGGACUUCAAAACAUGAUGAAGCAGUUCCAGGGUGGGGGAGGACCAGGAGGUCUUGGAGGCAUGAUGGGUGGUAUGGGAGGAGGUGGUGGUCCCAGCAAAUAACAUUACAACCUUGUGUUUUUAAAGCGGCAAUAGCUGUGAUUAAAAUAUAUGCAUUGAGAUGACCAAAUCUCAACAAAAUAUUGUUUUUACACACAAUUACAUGGACAAAAAUCUACUCUAGCCUAUAUCACAUAAAAUUCAAUGUGAAAACUAACGGUCGAGUAGUCGCCAUCGUUGAAUUCAUUCACCGGAUGGGGAUCGUAGAAAAUUAUGAUGCAUUCUAUUAUAUGAAGUGAAACAUAAAAUCAUCAGUAAGAAAGUGCAUCAGUGGCUUCGCCUCUGAGGAUGGUGACAUAUUUGAUAUGAAUUUGUAAGUUGUAUUGGAAUCUCUGAGGUUCACUUGACAAAGCUGGAUUUCAAUAAAUGCCGCCCUCUGGAGACGUAGACGAAACAUGGACGUGGACAUCUUCUUUCACUUGUAAGAGAUUUAAUGUACAGCCAUGAUAUAUAGUGUACAUGCCAUUCAGUGUCCACAUAUCAGCGAUGACCAUUACAAAUUGGUACUAUUAAAACUAAUUUAUUGAUAAUAAAAUCUGAGAAAAAAUGGAUAGUUACAGCUAUUGCCGCUUCAACUGAAAUGUCAAACAACCUCUAAUGGGUGAAGACAAUUUCAACUGACCAUCUAUUGCUCCUUUGAAAAAAACAGGAAUGCAUUGUUCAUUACUGACUUGCCAUAUGGUUUAUAUCAUAUUUAUCUAUCCUGUCUGGCAGAACACAUUUUUUUACCUCAACAGGCUUCAACUAUUUACUGAACACCAGAAACUUGGUCAGCGUGUUUAUUAAACCUGCGUGGAUGAGAGAGAAAUUGAAAUAAAAUUCACAAAUUGAGAUUUUAUCAUAGUUGUUCAUUCCAAGGAAGUGCAAUAUUUGAAUGGUGUGUACUGGGUACUCUUAGAGGUACAGGUCAUUUUAAACUGCCUGCCUAAAAGCAUGUGUGCACAUAAAUGUUAGGUAAUUACUUCAGUAAGUCACUGUCACAACAGCAACUGUUGAUUUUUUUCAUUUGUGAUGUGAAGAGGGGAUCAAAUAUUUGUAUGCCAUAAUUGUAACAUGAUAAAACCCAUAUCUUCCCACCUUGCAAUAAAACAUAAAUAUUUGCAGAUGUCUUACU
Saccoglossus kowalevskii is the source of this 2895-nucleotide messenger RNA. RefSeq names its product signal recognition particle subunit SRP54. NCBI's taxonomy places the organism in Eukaryota, Metazoa, Hemichordata, Enteropneusta, Harrimaniidae. The record is from RefSeq and is a predicted model, not a curated record. Gene Ontology annotation, cellular component: signal recognition particle, endoplasmic reticulum targeting; cytosol. Gene Ontology annotation, molecular function: ATP hydrolysis activity; endoplasmic reticulum signal sequence receptor activity; GTPase activity. Gene Ontology annotation, biological process: SRP-dependent cotranslational protein targeting to membrane; SRP-dependent cotranslational protein targeting to membrane, translocation.